CCAAAUAAGAGAUAUAAACCAACCACAUUUACUCUCCCAAUUCUCGAAAAAUGUCCAUCCGCUUUCUAAACCCAACUCGCCCUCUCAGACAACUGUCUAUCACUGCUCCCAGAUACAUUACACCUCUCCAGCAACGGUUCAUCUCUCAGUCGCCCAUCGCUAUGACUCGCAUCAUCGACGCAAUCAAGCAAGAUCACCGCGAGAUCGAGGACUACUACAACAAGAUCCUCUCCGCAACCACCGAAAAGGAGAAGAUCCAAUGGCAGAACCAGUUUACCUGGGAACUUGCGCGCCACUCCAUUGGCGAGGAGCUUGUCGUCUACCCGGUCUUUGAGAAGAACCUCCCCGACGGCCGCGCCAUGGCCGACAAGGACCGACACGAGCACAACACGGUCAAAGAAAAGCUCAAGCAGUUCCAGAACAUGAAACCGUCCGACCCCAACUUCGAGCCAACGCUCAAGUCCCUCAUGAGCACGCUCUCUGAGCACAUCCAGGAAGAAGAGAGCCAGGACCUCCCGAAACUUGAGGACGCUAUCUCCAGCGAGGAGAGCGAGAAGCUUUCUAAGAGCUUCGGCCGCACCAAGAUGUUCGUCCCCAGCCGCAGCCAUCCCAGCGCUCCCGACAAGCCGCCCUUCGAGACCGUGGUUGGGCUUCUGACUGCGCCCAUUGACCACAUUUCCGAUCUGUUCCGCUCGUGGCCGCAUACGAAAGGGAUGCCUAACCCUAGCACCAAGUAAGGGAUCUACUGGCCGAAUGGAAUCGAUUGGGAGCUGGGAUGCGUACGGCGUUCUUGGUCGUGGCUUGUACAUUAUGUUGAAACCUAGGUGAUUAGUGCUCGAAUGAAGGUGCGAAUUCCAUUGCCUUAAUUGC
Messenger RNA from Aspergillus nidulans FGSC A4, 870 nucleotides. RefSeq names its product protein cetJ. The coding region runs from base 51 to 737 and encodes 228 amino acids. The record is from RefSeq and is a predicted model, not a curated record. The transcript is spliced from 2 exons. Lineage: Eukaryota; Fungi; Ascomycota; Eurotiomycetes; Eurotiales; Aspergillaceae.